GUGAUAUAGAAAGUUCUCAGCUGGAUCUCCGUGCUGUCAACAUGACUCCCAGAGGAGUGAUGAGCGUGGCUGUUCUCCUCUGCUUCGUACUGGGUCUGCUCAGUCCAGCUUCAUCUGCCCCAGGUUCCAUCAAUGGCAGAGCCUGCUGUACGACAUACAACAGGAAGCCGAUACCCUUCCAGCGCAUCAAGGGCUACAGAGAACAAACUACCAAAGAAAACUGCCGCAUCGAGGCGAUCAUUUUCUACACGCUUAGGAGGACUGAGGUUUGUGCGACUCGCAAGGAUGAGUGGGUGAGAAUAAUCCUGGACCGACUCAGUUCAAAACUGAAGAAAAUGUCCAAGGCCGGCCCUGCAGCAGGUGAAAAUCAGAUGAAGAAAACCGUGAACCCUCCCAUCAGUGAUGGAAGUGGAUCUUACUUCACCACCACACAGACCUUCCCGAACAGCACUGAAAGUUUCUAUUAGCAAGAAAACAGGCUGUGGCCUCAGAGAUUUUAAGCUAAAUCAUUUAAAAAAUAAAAAAAAAUUAAAAAAAUGCUAAUUUGAGCAAACGUUUGAGAAAUUGAACCCACUAUAAUCCAGUCAUGUUGGGGAUAUUAUCUCUGAGAAGGCAAAGAAAUGCUAAUUACUUUGACUCACUUAAAAAAUAUGCAGCUUUGGCCCUGAUACUCCAUUUAAUCAUGACUUAGGGGGAACUUUAGAGGAACAGCUUUGAGAAAAUUGAUGUAGAUUAUGUGCUUAGCCAUUUAGCAAAUGUUUAUGUGAACAUAUUCAGUCUAUCAUGUUUUAUUCCCUGCUAUGAAUCUUCUGUUUAAUCAAGUUUAUGUGCCAAAAUGUGCCAAUAGCAGUUCUCAUAAACCAAUAAAGUGACUUACAAACUC
Messenger RNA from Acanthopagrus latus (yellowfin seabream), 883 nucleotides. RefSeq names its product C-C motif chemokine 20-like. Gene Ontology annotation, molecular function: CCR chemokine receptor binding; chemokine activity. The transcript is spliced from 4 exons. Gene Ontology annotation, cellular component: extracellular region. The record is from RefSeq and is a predicted model, not a curated record. Gene Ontology annotation, biological process: cellular response to tumor necrosis factor; neutrophil chemotaxis; inflammatory response. Bases 42 to 467 code for a protein of 141 amino acids. NCBI's taxonomy places the organism in Eukaryota, Metazoa, Chordata, Actinopteri, Spariformes, Sparidae.